CCGGAGUAGCGCCGCAUGGAGCCCGACCGGCGCGGCUCGUUCGGGAGGGCGCCCAGUGCCGGCACGACCCCCGUCCCCGCCCGCACGCCCACCCCGCGCCGGGAAAGGGUGUUCCCGGGGCGGGCGAAGGGCGGGAAGGGGGACGGGUUAUCGAGAGGGAAAAUCGGCGGCUGUCGGCGCAGAGCGAGCUCGCAUUCCGCGCCGGCGGCUCGGCUUCCUCGUCCGCGUCCGGCCAUGGGGCUGCAGCCCCGGCGCGCCGCGGGGCCCUGCCCGCCCGCGGGGAGAAGCGCCGCCCUGCCCGGAGCGCGCUCCGCUCCUCCCUGGGCCCGCAGCGACGAGCCGGAGGGAACUCCGGGGCGCCCCGCCACGCUGCCGCCCCUCCUGCCGGCCAUCCUGCCGACCCCCUCCGCUUCCCCAGCUGCCGCCCGGGCGCAGCCCAAGAAGCCGCCGGCGGCCGCCUCGGCCCCCAAGAAGGCAGCGCCUCGGCCCGCGGAGGAGAAGGCGGCGAGGAAGGCGCGGGGGGCGCCCCCGGAGCGGCCGGGCCCCCUCUCCAGCUCCUGGCCCUGCUCGUCCCUGCAGCGGCCGCCGCCGCGGAGACCGCCGGCCGAGCGGGCUGCGCGGCCCCAGCCCACCCCGCCGCAGCCGCGGGGCCGCCCGGGGGCGCCGGGGGCGGGCAGCCGCUCCUGCGAGAGCCUCGGCGGGGCGCCGGGGGAGGCGGCGGGGCGCUUCUCGCUGAGCCUGCCCCCCGAGGCCAUCCGGGUGCUGCAGCGCCGCAGCCUGGAGCGGCAGCGGGGGCAGCCCGCGCCUUCCCCCGCCGGCAGAGCCGGCCCGGCCCGGCGCGGCGACCUGCGCGCUCUGCUGAAGGUUUCGCUGCUCAACGACCGCCACCGCUACGACGACGAGGAGUACGAGGAGGAGGAGGCGGGGGCCGCGGCGGACGAGGGGCUGGUGCGGAAAUGCACCGAGUGGCUGCGCGGCGUGGAGAGCGCGGCCGGCCGCGACCACCCCGACCGGCUGGAGACGCUGCCGCACUUGGGCACCCUCUGAGCCCUGCCGGGACCGGGCAGCGGCGCGGCGGGGGCCGUCGGACCGGGGGAGGUGGGGCCGCCGUCCGCGAUGUCGUGUUCCGAGUGGUGCUGUCGGCAGCCCGGGCGGGGGCGGCGGGGGCCGUCAGCAGAGCCCCU
This is a messenger RNA of Prinia subflava (tawny-flanked prinia), 1184 nucleotides long. RefSeq names its product proline rich 18 (gene PRR18). The coding region runs from base 16 to 1047 and encodes 343 amino acids. NCBI's taxonomy places the organism in Eukaryota, Metazoa, Chordata, Aves, Passeriformes, Cisticolidae. The transcript has a single exon. The record is from RefSeq and is a predicted model, not a curated record.